This is a messenger RNA of Lindgomyces ingoldianus, 711 nucleotides long. RefSeq lists its product as uncharacterized. The record is from RefSeq and is a predicted model, not a curated record. Bases 158 to 592 code for a protein of 144 amino acids. The transcript has 2 exons. Lineage: Eukaryota; Fungi; Ascomycota; Dothideomycetes; Pleosporales; Lindgomycetaceae.
CAACUGCCACCGCGUCAUCGACCUCGGCCAACUUGCACACAGCGCUAACGUUACGUCCGCUACGCGCAACUGAACAGCCGACGCGUCCGCUAGGCACAUAAUAAUACUUAUUUGCCUCACACCCCCACCACAAACACCUAUAUACAAUCCGCACACCAUGCACUUCGAAACCUCGCCCAGCUCAUCACCGUCGAAAUCAAUACCUGUCUCCAUCCGUACCAUGGCCUCGCCAUCAGGAUCCCUCUUCAGCACCUACUCGCAGGAUGCCGCUCCCUCAAGUGGCGGAUCCACCUGUGCCUACCCUUCCUGGCCCACAGGCAACUCUCUGGAGUACCGCAGUACGCCCAGCUCCUUCAUCAGUGACGAAGACCUCUUCGGCGACAACUUCGACGACGAGUACUCUAGUCCAUUCCUCCAGGAAGCGCCCGCGCCGCCUCGCCAGCCGCCCAUGGCUCAGGCAUUCCCCAUCCUGCCGCCGCUGUACGCUCCGGAGAAGCCUAAGAAGCAGCGAAGGCGCAGUAGCGGCCGCAAGCAGCGCCGACCUUCCAAGCCUAUGACUCCUAUCUCAGAGUCGCCUGAGGCUGUGGAGUGAAGAGUCAGACUGGAAAUUGUAAACAUGUCCUCUACACUACAUAAUGUUUGAUAUCACCAACUCUCCAUGAGCCGCGCGCCUCGCAAUUAGCGCCGCGAGUCAUCUCCACCACUCACGGU